Messenger RNA from Chrysemys picta bellii (western painted turtle), 1095 nucleotides. RefSeq names its product olfactory receptor 14A16-like. Gene Ontology annotation, molecular function: odorant binding; olfactory receptor activity; G protein-coupled receptor activity. The record is from RefSeq and is a predicted model, not a curated record. NCBI's taxonomy places the organism in Eukaryota, Metazoa, Chordata, Testudines, Emydidae. Gene Ontology annotation, biological process: G protein-coupled receptor signaling pathway. Gene Ontology annotation, cellular component: membrane.
AUGUGCAACCAAACCACUGUGACCGAGUUCCUUCUUCUGGGAUUCUCUGACAUUCGGGAGCUGCAGAUUUUGCACUUUGUGGUGUUUCUAAUGAUGUAUCUGGCAGGCCUGAUGGGAAAUCUUCUCACCAUCACAGCCAUAGCCCUCAACCACCAUCUUCACACCCCCAUGUACUUCUUCCUGGUGAAUCUGUCCAUCCUGGACCUUGGAUUCAUCUCCAUCACCAUCCCCAAAUCCAUGGCCAAUUCCCUCAUGAACACCAGCGUGAUUUCUUAUCCUGGAUGUGUCACCCAAGUCUUUCUCUUCAUGUUCCUUGGUUCAGCUGAUCUCGGCAUCCUGACUGUCAUGGCGUAUGACCGAUAUGUCGCCAUCUGUCAACCACUGCACUAUGAGAGAGUGAUGAACAGGACAGCUUGUGUCCAAAUGGCAGCCAGUGCCUGGAUCAGUGGUAUUCUUUACUCUGCCCUGCACACUGGGAACACAUUUGCAAUAUCCUUCUGUGGCAGUAACAGAGUGGAUCAGUUCUUCUGUGACAUCCCCCAGCUACUCAAGCUCGCCUGCUCUGAUUCAGACCUCAGUGAAACUGGGGCUAUUGUCUUCAGUGCAUGCUUAGCGUUAAGCUGCUUUGUUUUCAUAAUUGUGUCAUAUGUUCAGAUCUUCAAAACUGUGCUGAGAAUCCCAUCUGAGCAGGGCCGGCAUAAAGCCUUCUCCACCUGCCUGCCUCACCUCAUUGUGGUCCCUUUGUUUAUUUUCACUGCCAUAUUUGCCUACCUGAAACCCACCUCAAGUUCCACAUCACGGCUGGAUCUCUUGCUGGAUGUUCUCUAUGCUGUGGUGCCUCCAAUCCUGAAUCCGGUCAUCUACAGCAUGAGGAACAAGGAGAUCAAAACUGCCUUGAGGAAAUUGAAACAGCAUCUCUCCAAGCGACGUAGACUCAUGAUUGAUGUAAUUAGGUUGACACAGUGUCAAUCACAUCUGAUCAGUUCCAAAAUUUCAGGGAAUAUUUUAGGAAUCAAUGGCCAGAAUCCAGCUUAUUUUGGUAAAAAUCAACAAAGGAAAAAUAUGGGACACAUGGAGCUUCUGCCAUAUGAUUAG